Messenger RNA from Phytomonas sp. EM1, 2385 nucleotides. The record is from the annotation of a GenBank genome assembly. Lineage: Eukaryota; Euglenozoa; Kinetoplastea; Trypanosomatida; Trypanosomatidae.
AUGAAGAAGAAGCCCCCACAUCGUCUUCGGAGCUCCAAUUCCAAGGAUGUCCCUCAUGGUUCUUUGACUAUCAAGCCUGACACGGCAAAACGCGGGAGAAGAGAUCGUUUUGAAACUCCGCACCGUAGUCAUAGUCGCAAUUCGAGAGGAUAUGGAUCUUCGCAAGCACAUGCAUCAAAUACAAAAAAAGCAGCGACUGCGAUGCGUGUUCCAAAGCCGCCUCACCUCAAGCGCGUAGAUGCAGGGUCUAAGAACCUUUCUGUGCGCACUUUGAAUACAUACACAGGUGUGCAUUCACGAAAUCCUCUUCUUGGUUCAAUCACGGGUACAGGAACAGGGUAUUCUCUGCGUAGGCACCAACAUACACCCCAGUUAAGCCCAGAGGAUGCGUCGAGGAAGCUGAAAUCUUGGAUUCGGCGUCGGCUGCUGUUGCGCACGAUCAGCCAGCCUGGGUGUUUGGCGCGGCGCGUUGAAAUAAAGAUCGAUCACGAGGCGAGACUAUCUAACAUAAGACAGCGUUUCUCAAGGCGUAUUGUUAGGCGUUUUCUGUCAGAAUAUGUCGUUCAGGGGAGAUCCCUGCGCAAAGCGUCCAGUUCUCGAGGGAAUGUCAUGGGCGACUUACCUUUGAUAAAAAAAAUGUACGAUGCGUUGCUUCAAAACGCGCUUUCAGCAAGGUGUGGCAUUGUGGAUCCGGUCCACCAGAGACCUUUGCGGUAUAAGAUGGCAGUCGUACGAAUCGAGCAAGCUUGGCUGCGAAGUAAGCCAUAUCGCACGCUGACACGACGUCUUCAGUUUCAUCAACUCCUCGAAAGAAGCGAGAAUAUUGAAAGACGUGAUCUGGUGCGACUGCGUUUCAGCUUUAUGGUGCAUGCUCAUCAACUUUUUUACAAUAGUCAGGUCAUGCUGCUCGAAGGCGCCGCGCGGCGCCCCUUCUUGUCCCACCAUACGUCGCUUUUUGAUGCGACUGAUGUAUCUAGCAUAAGAGGUGCUUCAUUCAAUCAGGAUGAGGCUUUGGUCUUGGCAAAUUCCCUCAGUAGUUCUUCUACGAAGGGCCUACUUCGGUAUUUGUGUGGGACUGAUGACGAGCCUCUGCAGGGUGAGGCGCCCUCAGAAGACGAUAUUAUACGAGAAUUUUCCCGCCGUCUUCUUUUCAGUAAAGAAGAAUGGAAGCUUCUAAAGGAAGUGGGCAGGAGAAGGCUUGAGGAAUAUCAAGACCUGCUACGCGAUACCACCGUGUUUCAAAAUGCACAGGACGAAAUGGUUAAAUGCAACUGCGGUGACAGCAGUUUAGGUUCGUGUUCAUGUGCUGCGAAUCUCAAGAAGAUCUCCCAUUCUCCGAGCAUGAAGACAAGUGCUAUCAUGUCGACGACUUGUGUGGUACCUUAUUUUCUCGCUCAGCGUCGCUUCUUCGAGUCGGGUCUCUCCUCUGACUUUUAUGGAAGUGCAUAUCGUGGGAGGGAGCCGAACAAGCCGCCAGUUGAACAUAACUGCAACCGAUGUAUUUUAAGCGAUGGGUUUAUUCUUCAUACAUCCACCGUUGAGAGGAGUCCUCUAUUUCACGAGUAUGAGGUUGCACGCAAGAUAGAUCGUGAUCAUUCUAAGACCACUCCAGCGAUUCCCCUCGAUGAUUCUCUUGUAAUAAGCGGCUACUCGAGUAGGAUGGCGGAGUUUUACUUGAGGCCUGCCACAUCGCUAUACGAGUACCAUCCGCUUCUUCGAACUCAGACCCCGUUUCCCACGAGUAGCAUCAUUUUGGGCGGCUCAUGGGCUGACUUCCUGCAAACACUACAGGAGAAACAAGGGAACUUGAUCACAUAUUAUGGAACUAGGCGCAAAACGGAGUCCGAAAAAGCUUCGCUUUGCUCUGCACCGCAUGAGGAUAAAGGGCCCUGUGAGGAAAGAGGUCGAGGAGGGGGGUGGAGUCACGAUGGGAGAGAUGAGCCUGUCCAGCGCCGCCGAUGCGGACUUCCCCACCAUCUGCUGUUUCGAACUGACGAUGCAGCUGCGACAUCGGGGGACUCGGAAUUUUUCAUCGAGGAUUGCAUUGAAAGCUUCAAAAAGAAAACGUGCGGUUAUGACAACCUCCCCCUUUCAAGUAAUAAAACACAUUCAUUCCAAAAUUCUCGAAUCGAUACAAGGAAAGAAAAUUCUUCGCUUAAAUCAUUAAACGAAACAGGUUCUUGGGACGUUGAGUCCGAAGGAAAAGAAUCCCAAAAUUGGCUGAAAUUUUUGCAUGUUGUAGAGCAACUUUUGAUUCAAGAACACAGUCAUCGUAACAGCCUAUUUCAGAAUGCCCUGGCUCAGCACUACAGCUUGGUAAGAUUACUUGCUGUGCAAGCGGGAGGAGGACGAUCCGCGAUGUUACGGGGCGAACAAAUUGUUUGA